AUGUUUGACAAUUAUGGAGAGAUAUGUCGAAGAUUGUGUGCCUGUGAGGAGAAAGAGGGGAUACUGACAGUAAGCUGUGAAAGUAGAGGAAUUGUCGAUCUCUCUGAAGUAAGCCAUGUGUACUUCACAACGUAUAAUUUACUGCUCACAGGGAACCUUUUGAAAAGGCUCUCCGCCAAUGACUUUGUUGAAUACAAUGGGCUUACAAUAUUGCAUCUCGGCAACAAUGACAUAUCCGACGUUGAAUCAGGAGCUUUUAAUGGACUUCAGGGAUUAAAAAGAUUACAUCUCAACAAUAACAAAAUCGAUGCCUUGAAGAAAGAUUUUUUUGUUGGCCUUGAAAGUCUGGAAUAUCUUCAACUAGACUACAAUUACAUCACCCAUGUCGAGCCAAACGCCUUCAGCAAACUGCGUCAUCUGGACGUCCUGAUUUUAAAUGACAACUUAAUUUCUACUCUUCCCACUAACAUUUUCCAAUAUGUCCCUUUGACUCACCUUGACCUGAGGGGGAAUCAACUGAAACUGCUCCCAUAUUCGGGUGUUUUGGAACACAUGGACAGUGUUGUGGAAUUACAACUAGAGGAGAACCCAUGGAACUGCUCUUGUGAGCUGAUUGCUCUAAAGGCCUGGCUUGAGAGCAUAUCCUACACCGCUUUAGUGGGUGAUGUGGUCUGUGAGUUUCCAUUCCGGCUUCAUGGGAGAGAUCUUGAUGAGGUCUCUAAACCAGAACUGUGUCCCAGGAGAGCUAUUGCAGAGUAUGAGAUGCGUCCCCAAGCACAUCAGACCACUGAUGCAUACUUUAGGACCACACCAGCCUCAGUCACAGCCUCAUUCCCAUCCUCUGCCAUCUUACGGUCCUCGUCAAGGCCCACCAAGGGACCUCGCCAGUCAGGCAAACUAAAGUCAAAACCCACGUCUCGCAUCCCCUCCAAUAAACCACAAAACUACGGUCAAAUCGUUUCAUAUCAAACCAAAUCCCCUGUGCCUUUGGACUGUCCUACUGCCUGUACUUGCAAUCUCCAAAUUUCAGACCUCGGUCUGAAUGUCAACUGCCAAGAGAGAAAGAUUGAGCACAUCUCUGACUUAAAUCCCAAACCCUACAAUCCCAAAAAGAUGUAUCUCACAGGGAAUUAUAUCCCUGUGGUGCGGAGAUCAGAUUUCAUUGAAGCGACUGGAUUAGAUUUGCUUCACCUUGGCAACAAUCGGAUUGCUCACAUCCAUGACAGAGCCUUUGGGGAUUUAACACAGUUACGCAGGCUGUACCUGAAUGGGAAUUUGAUAGACCGCCUCACAGUCGAUAUGUUCUAUGGAUUGGAGAGCCUGCAGUUCUUAUAUUUAGAAUACAAUGUCAUUAGAGAAAUCGUGUCAAACACCUUUCAGCAUGUCCCCAACAUUCAGCUGCUCUUCCUGAAUAAUAACCUCUUGAAGACCUUACCCGGGGAAAUCUUUAAUGGGUUGAAAUUGGCCAGACUAAAUCUUCGCAAUAAUCACCUCCGCAAUCUGCCUGUCAGUGGCGUGUUGGAUCAGCUGACAUCACUGGUGCAGGUAGACUUGUUCGAGAACCCGUGGGACUGCCGCUGUUCAAUUGUAGAGAUGAAGAUGUGGCUGGAACAGCUCAGCACAGGCACGGUUGUGAACAAUGUCAUCUGUGGCUCCCCUAAAAGACUGUUUGGGGAGGAUAUGCGAUACAUUAAGACAAGUAAUUUCUGUCCCAAUAACUCCGAUAUCCUUGCCUCCUUGAUCCCACCCUCUGAAGAAACCAUUCCCGGCAGCACUAUCACCAUAGAAACAUCAUUAGAUGACGACACACAUAUCAACAGUGUUCCUCUAUCUGUUAUGAUCCUUGCCCUGCUCCUGAUGUUCAUUGUUUCAGUGUUUGUCGCUGCAGGACUGUUUGCGGCUGUGAAGAAGAGACGUCAAAAGACUCUAAAUGAGCAGAAUAACUCCAUGAACGCGUGCAUUAGUUCGUUGAACAUGGAGUACGGUCUUUACAAAAAGGGAUCCGUUCCAAAAGUCAGGACGUCUGCAGGGCAUGUGUAUGAGUACAUCCCCCCUCCCACAGAACACACAUGCAAGAGUACCAUCUAUAGCCCAAGCCAGAGCAAGUCAGUGGAUGGGUACAGAGACUUUGAUGAGUUGAAUGGGGCGUUUUUGAAUAAGCACUCGGAUGAAGAGGAGGGUAGUAACGCAAUAAGCUCUGAAUACAGUAUUAGCACUCCAGAGCCACUCAACAAACAUUCCCCCUUACAAGACAAUCAUCAGUAUUACUACAGAGAUGUAGAACCCGACAAGCCGUCAUCUUACAGCAAUGCUUUACCUUGCAGGCAUACUGCCCAUUCAUCAAAUCAGUAUACGUCCGACUUCGAUAUCAGACACCAAUACAUGCACCCAGAAAGAAUACAACAGACAAUAUUAUAUUGCACAGCACCAAGUACUGUUUAUGUUGAGCCUAACAGGAGCGAGUACUGGGAACUGAAAGCCAAGCUUCAUAUUGAUCCCGACUACCUUGAAGUUCUUGAGAAACGUACAACGUUCACCCAGUUUUGA
Molecule: messenger RNA, 2547 nt
Organism: Salvelinus namaycush (lake trout)
Lineage: Eukaryota; Metazoa; Chordata; Actinopteri; Salmoniformes; Salmonidae
Product: SLIT and NTRK-like protein 5
Exons: 1
Coding region: 1-2547 (848 amino acids)
Biological process (GO): axonogenesis; positive regulation of synapse assembly; regulation of presynapse assembly
Cellular component (GO): membrane
Molecular function (GO): protein binding
Source: RefSeq, a predicted model, not a curated record